AUGUUGUUAAACAGUUGUGCAUGGAUAUUGAAUGUAUUGUUGAUUGAAGUACAUUUGGUUUCGACGGGGCCAUUACGACUUAGCUCAAACAAUGAAGUAGAUUCUGUAGUCUUGGCUGAUGGCGAAAAAGCAGUAAUUAUCGAUACAUCGACCUCAUUUAGAGUUGAACGAUUGGACACACCAAUAGAGCGGAUUGAAAUACGAUUAAUGGAUGAGAAUGCAACACAACCUGUAGUAAUUGAUAUCCAGAAAUCAAUGCAAACCACGCCAGUCUCACGUGCGGAAGCAAGCGCAAAUUCAGUUAUUGAAUCUAGCGGCUUGAAAGAAAGCAGCGGAAAUAAAAAAUGGAAGACUGAGGAACAAAAGUUGCCAUCACUGGGAGGAUUUGAGCUUAAAGUGGAGAGAAAGGUCGAACAGCACAUCAAACCACGUCUUGACCGCCGCUGGGACAAGCAUGACCAUAUAGCUAUCUCGCAACCAGAAUACGUUGACGAUUUACCACCUAUCGACAUCGAUGAUGAGGAUGAAGCACCAUUCGAAGUUUUACCUGUAGAAAGAUGUUAUCUAAAUCGAGACAAACUAACUCCUGACAUUUUGAGUGAUAUGGAUCGAGAUAAACGUAACUUAUCCAGAAUUAUCAGACAAUACAAUACUCAACUUCGAGCAUAUUGUAGUCCUGAACACGAAGCGCGUGAUGAAGCUUUUAGGAAUUGCCCAUUAUGGCGUGAAGAAAAAAUGAUACAUUAUUACAAAUGGAUGCGAUUACUGUAUUGUUCAGAUUAUAAUCUGUGGCCAAAUGCGCCUAAAAUCAAACGUUCGUUUGGAGCUAAUUUGGCACUUUUUGAAAAACUUUACGCAUUUAUGCCAAAAUAA
This is a messenger RNA of Thelazia callipaeda (thelaziosis nematode), 873 nucleotides long. Lineage: Eukaryota; Metazoa; Nematoda; Chromadorea; Rhabditida; Thelaziidae. The record is from the annotation of a GenBank genome assembly.